Lemur catta (Ring-tailed lemur) is the source of this 2165-nucleotide messenger RNA. RefSeq names its product TNFAIP3-interacting protein 1-like. The record is from RefSeq and is a predicted model, not a curated record. Gene Ontology annotation, biological process: cellular response to lipopolysaccharide; regulation of transcription by RNA polymerase II. Lineage: Eukaryota; Metazoa; Chordata; Mammalia; Primates; Lemuridae.
AUGUCCCCGAGUGCUCAAUUGAAAGGUGCGGCGUCCGCGGGGCGGGAGUUCGCGCGCGUCCCGGGGGCGGCGCCGUCUGGGAGGCCCCGGCCGCCGUCGGUCCGUCCCGCGGGGCGUCGGAUUAAAGGCCGCGCCCGUCUCUCUCCGUGCGGGCAUGUUCCGCCGGCUGCGACGCCCGCCGCCUUUCCCAGACCGUGCCAGGCCGCCUCGAGCGCCGAGAGCAGCGUGACCAACCUGGGGACGCGGCCCCGGCGGUCGACCCCGCGGGCUGAGCCGGGGAGGCGGGAAGCGCGAGGGCGAACGCCUCCCCAGGUCGCGGAGCUGAGGACGAAACUGGACGCCGCGGAAGGACGGCUCGGCGCCCCGGACGGGGAGCGGCAGCGGCGGCAGCACCAGCGCCCGAGAGACGGCGACGGGCCGCGCGGCCCCGCCCGGAACCCGCCGCGCGAGGAGAAGGAAAAGGAAAGCCUAAAUGAAGAAUUGCAUGAAUUGAAGAAAGAAAAUAAGCUUUUGAAGGAAAAAAAUGCUCUUGCAAAAAAGAAGAAGGAACAUUUAGAAUGUGAAAUAAGAUACCUCAAUAAGGCUCUUCAGGAUGCCCUGAGCAUCGAGUGUUCUUUGUCUUCCGGGGAUUGUUUGUGGAAGUCUGGAGAGCGCUGCCUUCAAGAGCUGAGGACAGAAAUGGAAGUUCUCAAGCAGCAGGUGCAAAUAUAUGAAGAAGACUUCAAAAAGGAACGAUCGGAUCGAGAAAGACUUAAUCAAGAGAAAGAGGAGCUACAGCAGAUUAAUCAGACUUUCCAGUCCCAGCUGAACAGGCUCAAUUCUCAGAUAAAAGCUUGUCAGAUGGAGAAAGAAAAACUGGAAAAGCAAUUAAAACAGAUGUGUUUGCCAACCUGUCACUGCGGCUGGUUUUCCACCUGCGGGAUCCCUGGGGACCGGAAGGUCCUGCGGCUGUGCAGAAUCCACAGGAGCACCCACCAGACUGCCCGUGGUACGCUCCGGACCGGCUUCCGCCAGACGCACAGCACAAGGCCAACGAGAAGAAUGAAGGUUCCUGAGUGCAAGAGACGACAGACAGUCAUCCCGGUUGGCCACGCGGAGUCCUCGUGUCUUUACCGUCACCUGCUCAUUCUGGACAUCUUGCGCCAUCUCCGAUUCCAUGGCAACCCCGUUUCCAUGUCUCUUGCAGCCUCCAGCAUACCCCAUGCCUUUGUGCAGAUUACAAAACAGUGGUCUCUCUAGGCACAUCGAUGAUAAAAAGACACACCCAGAGGCAGACAAUUUUACAGGACCCCUUGGUUGGACAAAACACAGACAGGUGGCCCUUCCGUUAGGUGGGUGUUGCCCUCAGGGCUUGGCAGGUCCAGCCUGGGCUGGAUUCCAUUCCCACCCCACUGCCUGUCCCGGUGCCUUUGCUUUGUGCAGAACUGCACAGUCUGAUCCGCGGCGCUGCUGUCUCUGCCCCCUUUCCCACUGCUGUGUCUAGAGCAGCCGUUCUCCAAGCACAAUUCUUGGACCGGUGGCACUGUCACCUAGAGACACGCUGGAAACACAAGCUCUCAGUCCCCACUGCAGAGUUCCUGGCUCAGCAAGCAGCAAUCAGUGUUUAAUCAAAUCCUCCAGAUGAUUCUGAUGCACACCAGAAAAGCACCUGGCACACAGUAGGUCCGCAGUAAAUGCUUGUUUGUUGAAUGAAUAAAUGAAUUUCUCCUUCACAGUGAAGCUCAAGCAUCCUCUCCUUGAGACAGCCCCUUCCCCAGCCUCCCGCUUGCUCGGCUCUGUCCUCUCCGUGCUUGCACGGUGCUCCCUGCCACUGUGCGCUGGGCCGCGGUGCUCUGCGAGAAGCUCUCUCCGUGCCCUGCCCUGGCUCUCCACGAGCACAGAGAUGGUGGUGCCCGAGCUGCACCCCUGUCGUCCCCAGCACAAUGCUUGGGCCACGCUGGAGACCCAGUUCACGUGGGCGGAAGACACAGCAAACAGCAAACAAUAAAGUCAUCACCGGGCCUGGCGUUUGUACCUGCCCAAAGACCAUGGGAUUCCAAUCAAUUCAAAAACCCAUGCUAAGAAAAACUAUUUUGUCAUUGUGCCUCAAAUGUGCCAUUUCCUCUUGUUUAGUUGUUGUGCAUACUCACAGUUUAGUAAUAAAAUUAGUUUAUUAAAAUAUUUAA